Messenger RNA from Dromaius novaehollandiae (emu), 2930 nucleotides. It is a transcript of the gene FAM171A2, whose product is annotated as family with sequence similarity 171 member A2. The record is from RefSeq and is a predicted model, not a curated record. Lineage: Eukaryota; Metazoa; Chordata; Aves; Casuariiformes; Dromaiidae. The transcript has 9 exons. The coding region runs from base 93 to 2660 and encodes 855 amino acids.
CGGCGGCGGCGCGGGGCGGGGCGGGGCGGCGCGGGCCGGGCCGGGCCGGGCCGGGCGGGCCGGGCAUGGCGGGGUAGCGGCGCGCAGCGACCAUGCGGGCCCGCCGCCUCCUGCCGCUGCUGCUGCCGCUGCUGCUGCUGGGCGCGGGCGGGCGGCGGGCGCGGGGCGCGGCGGCGGCGGAGCCCGGCGCCCACGAGGUGCUGCUCAAGGUGCAGGUGUACGAGAGCGGCGCCUUGGCCCCGCUGGCCCAGGCCGCCGUCGAGGUUUUCGGCAACCGCAGCUCGCUGGCCGCCGGCACCACCGACCAUGAGGGCGCGGGCGUCCUGCCCGUCGCCUACCGCCUGGGCACCUGGGUCCUCGUCACCGCCGCCCGCCGCGGCUACGUCACCGCCUCCGUGCCCUGGCGCGUCAACAAGCUGCCACUGUACGCCUCCGUCAGCCUCUACCUGCUCCCCGAGCGCCCCGCCACCCUCAUCCUCUACGAGGACCUGGUGCAAAUCCUGCUGGGGUCCCCAGGAGCCCGGGGCCAGCCGUGGGUGCAGUUCCAGCGCAAGGCGGCCCGCCUGCCCCGCAGCUCCACGUACAGCCAGCUCGCCGCCUCGCUGACCGCCGCCACCGCCCCCCGCGACAUGCGGGGCUUCCCCUGCUUCCUGGGCGCCGAGCACAACGGCAGCGGCAACGGCAGCUGGCUGGAGCUGGCGCCCGUGGCGGCCGUCAGCGUGCACCUCUUCACGGGCAACGGCACCGAAGUGCAGCUCUCCGGCCCCGUCCAUCUGUCCAUCCCGCUGCCCCCCGACAGCAGCCCCAUGGUGGCCACCAGCGUGCCGGCCUGGCGCUUCGACGGCAAGAGCGGCUUGUGGGUCCGCAACGGGACGGGACUGAUCCGGAAGGAGGGCCGGCAGCUGUACUGGACCUUCGUCUCCCCCCAGCUGGGCUACUGGGCGGCGGCUCUGCCUUCUCCUAACACAGGGCUGGUGGCGAUGGCUGCGGGCAUGAAGGACAUCAGCACCUACCACACCAUCUUCCUGCUCACCAUCCUGGGCGCGCUGGCCCUGCUCGUCCUCAUCCUGCUCUGCCUCCUCAUCUACUACUGCAGGAGGAGGUGCCUGAAGCCACGGCAGCAGCACCGCAAGCUGCAGGUCUCGGGGACCCUGGACGCCUCCAAGAAGGACCAGGCCACCUCCAUGUCGCAGCUCAACCUCAUCUGCGCCAGCCACCUGGAGACGGCGUCGUCCGGCGGCGACACGGACGUGCACACCCCCAUCCUCAAGUCGGCCUUCUCGGCCUCCCGCGAGUUCGAGAGCUCCCGCGAGGAGUUCUUCAAGCAGGUCUCGGCCCCCAAGCUGCGCGGCGUCCCCAAGACGCCCACGGACACCCUGAGCCACCGCGGCGCCGCCAAGGAGGACUACGGGCGCCCGGGCGAGGCCUUCGGCCUCAAGGCCGCCCGCUCCAUGGACGGCCCGGGGCCGGCCGAGCCGGCUCUGCUGGACGAGUACAAGCGGAGCUACUCGCACCAGCGCGUGGAGGACCGGGGCGCCCCGGCCCCCCGCAAGCACCCCCGGCCCGAGGGCGCCUACCUGCAAGAGCCGCCCUCGCCGCCGCCGCUGCCGCCCCCCUUCGAGCACUACGGGGGGCCCAAGGCGGAGGCCAAGGCGCCCGAAUUCCUGCUCUCGCAGUCGGUGGACCACCUGGCGCGUCCCACCUCGCUGAGCCAGCCCGGGCAGCUCAUCUUCUGCGGCUCCAUCGACCACGUCAAGGAGGACGUCUACAGGAACGUCAUGCCCACCCUGGUCAUCCCGGCGCACUACAUGCGCCUGGCGGCCGACUACGGCGCCGGCGAGCAGCCGGGGCCGCCCGAGGGGCCGCCGGAGCUGGAGGGGCCGCCGGGCCAAGGCCCGGCCCACGCGUUCGGGCCGGCGGAGCAGCAGCAGCGCCCGCUGCUGCCGCAGCCCUUCCAGCUGCCGCCGCAGGCCUACGCGGCGGGCGAGGACGGGGAGGGCAAAGGCUGGGGGCCGCACGGCGCCUCGGUCAGCGGCUCCGUCACCAUCCCCGUGCUCUUCAACGAGUCCACCAUGGCGCAGCUCAACGGCGAGCUGCAGGCGCUGACGGAGAAGAAGCUGCUGGAGCUGGGCGUGAAGCCGCACCCGCGCGCCUGGUUCGUCUCGCUGGACGGGCGCUCGUCGCAGGUGCGCCACUCCUACAUCGACCUGCAGGGCGGCGACAAGGCCCGCGAGGGCGACGGCGAGCCCAAGGCCCGGCGGCGGCCCACCAAGGAGGAGCAGCGCCCGGCGGCCCCCGGCAAGGCGCCCGACGAGGCCGAGCGCAGCAGCAGCGAGAGCCGCACGGCCGGCGCCUCGCCCGAGGACAACUCGCUGACGCCGCUGCUGGACGAGGCCGCCGAGGGCCCCCGGGGGGGCGCGGGGCCGCGGCGGGGGCGGGCCCGCGGCGACAGCUCCCGCAGCAGCGCCAGCGAGCCCCGCCGGGACUCCAUGACCAGCCCCGAGGACGACAUGACGGAGCCGGGCGAGGGCGGGGACGAGCCGGGCGACCGCAAAAGCCCCUGGCAGAAGCGGGAGGAGCGACCGCUCAUGGUCUUCAAUAUGAAGGCCGGGGGGGCCGGCAGUGCCCCCCGCGCCAGCGGCGCCUCCAAGCUGGCGUAGGAGCCCCCCCCGCCGAGCCUCCUCCCCGGGGUUGCUUUGGAUUUUAAUCGUGUUUCUAAAAGUUUUAUACGUGGCCAGAAAAGAAGAAGGGAAAGCCGGGGCCGUGCAUGUACCGGGGGGGGGGAGCAGGGCCCCUCGGGGGGCACCGCCGGCCCCCCCCCCGGCUGGGCCCAGCCCGGGAGCCGGUGCCCGCUCCAGCCCAGGGCUGCCCUCCCGUCCCUGCUUGUUCGUUAGAAUGGUAUUAAUAUAUAAAAAAACCCGUCGACGCAA